AUGGCUAGCGUGCUCGGCGAAGAGAAAUCGACCAAGGGUCAGAGCGACACGGAUGGCCAGGAGCUCGGCCUGAGCCCUUCAGGCCGUCGGGUCGUGGCCAGGCAAGAUGACGCUCCGUACGACGAAGUCUUCGGCAAGGUCACGGACGACGGUCCCAACUAUCGCGGUCUCGGGUGGAAGGGCACCGUCAUCCUGAUGAUGAAGACCCAGAUCGGCCUUGGCGUCUUGUCCAUGCCUCAGACAUUUGACAACGUCGGCAUGAUUCCGGGCGUUCUGCUUCUCCUUGCCGUCGCCGCGAUUGCCACCUGGACCAGCUGGGUGGUUGGCAUGUUCAAGCUCAACCACCCUUCCGUCUACGGCAUCGACGAUGCUGGCUACAUCAUGUUUGGCCGGGUCGGACGCGAGGUCUUGGGGACCUUUUUCUGUCUCUUCUGGAUUUUCUGCGGAGGAUCGGGUAUACUUGGAGCUUCGAUCGCCCUGAACUCGAUAUCGCUGCACGGCACAUGCACCGCCGUGUUCGUCGUCAUCGCGGCCAUCGCUUCCGGCGCGUUGGCAAGCGUUCGUACGUUGAGCAAGAUCAGCUGGCUGGCGUGGGCCGGCAUGGCUUUCAUCCUCGCUGCAAGUAAGUUCAUCACCCUGGACUCCCAUCUUCCUCUUCCUCUUCCGCCCCCCUCCCAGCAGCCAUCUCUGACCGCGUACGGUCGCCUCCCAGUCUUGACGGUCACGAUAAGUGUCGGCGUUCAGGAUCGCCCGACCGAUGCCCCGCCGGGUCCUUGGAAGUCCGACUACAGACUCUUUGGAGACCCUACCUUCGCCCAAGGAGUGUCCGCGGUGUCCACCUUCAUCUUCUCUUGCUCCGCAGCUCCGGCGUACUUUGCCAUCGUGGCCGAGAUGCGCGACCCGAAGAAAUAUACCCGGUCUCUCAUCAUUGCGCAGAUUGGUUCUACCAGCAUCUACCUGGUCAUUGCCGUUGUCAUCUACUACUACUGCGGAUCCUAUGUGGCCUCGCCUGCUCUCGGGUCGGCCGGUCCUCUCGUCAAGAGAGUUGCGUACGGGCUGUCCUUGCCCGGCCUCCUCAUAACGACGUGCAUCUUUCUCCAUCUGCCAGCCAAAUACAUCUUCGUCCGGAUCCUGAGAGGCUCUAGGCAUCUCAGUGCCAACACAGCCGUACACUGGGGCACGUGGCUUGGCUGCACCGUGGGGACGACCUUGAUCGCAUACCUGAUUGCUAGCGGGAUCCCGAUCUUUGGCGACCUCGUAUCGCUUAUUGGAGCCUUCCUGGGGGCUUCCCUGGGCUACCAGCCACCCGGCUUCAUGUGGCUCUACGAUAACUGGAAGACGGACAGGCGUACGUGGAAGUGGUACACGCUCGUCUCCUGGAGCGUGUUCCUCGUCGUCGUCGGGACAUUCUUGACCGUCGGUGGCACUUACGGCGCUGUCAUCAACAUCAUCAAGUCGUUGGACGCUGGCGGGACGUCCAAGCCUUGGGCCUGUGCCGAUAACUCAAACUCGGUGUAG
Geosmithia morbida is the source of this 1518-nucleotide messenger RNA. RefSeq names its product Transmembrane amino acid transporter protein. Gene Ontology annotation, biological process: amino acid transmembrane transport. The coding region runs from base 1 to 1518 and encodes 505 amino acids. Gene Ontology annotation, molecular function: amino acid transmembrane transporter activity. The record is from RefSeq and is a predicted model, not a curated record. Gene Ontology annotation, cellular component: vacuolar membrane. The transcript has 4 exons. Lineage: Eukaryota; Fungi; Ascomycota; Sordariomycetes; Hypocreales; Bionectriaceae.